GGAGCUAGCUAGGUACUCCACCACUUAAGUGCUUCUGUUCUUCUUCCUCCUGUCCGCGCCCGGCGCCCCUGCCUCGACGACACCGGCCGUGCUGGACGGUUCUCCAUCGCAUCCCUCGUCUCCUGUUGCCGAACUACAGCACGCGCACCACCCCUCUCCACUGGCCGGAUCCAUACACACAAUGAAGCCAGCGGACCAAGUGGAGAUUUGGGAGGCCAUCUUGGCGGAUCCGCUUGAUUGGCUUCCAUCUUCUGUUACUAUUCCUCCUCCAAGCCAGGUGGAAGAGUACUUCAGUUAUGUGUAUGGCGAUGAUGACAUGGAAAUCAACAAAUUUGCACAAGAGCCCGAAGAUGGGCAGUGCCACCAGCAAUAUUUGGGAGAAUUCAUAUUAAACAAAAAUGGGAGGUGUGCCCCACAAGGUCCUCGCAAGAGGAGGAUAUUUCCUUCGGAAAGUAGAGGCAAGAAAUUGCACAGUCGAAAAAACAAUGAACACUGGACACGUGAAGAAGUGAAGAAGCUGAUUAGGGGUGUUAGGAGAUAUGGUGAAGGGCGAUGGACUAAGGUGAAGCGUCAUUACUUCUCAUCAUCAGUUCGAAAGCCAACACAUCUCAAGGAUAAGUGGAGAAAUAUCCGGAGAGCUUGUGGAGUCCCGUGCCGCUCCAAAAGGAAGGAGAAGGCACAGAAGACUAUGUUCCGGCCCCUAGAUUCAAAGUCGGUCAAAGAGAUCCGAAGGUUAGCAAAGAAACACAAUGUGAAAUGAACAACUAGCUGCAAAUGACAACCAAAUGGUAGUUGAGGCUUUGUACGUUUUAUGUAAGUGAAGCAAAAUCUAAUGUUGUCUCUUUCAGAACUGGGAAGCAUGUAAAUAUAUUAUGUAAGAA
This is a messenger RNA of Triticum urartu, 881 nucleotides long. It is a transcript of the gene TRFL8, whose product is annotated as TRF-like 8. The record is from RefSeq and is a predicted model, not a curated record. NCBI's taxonomy places the organism in Eukaryota, Viridiplantae, Streptophyta, Magnoliopsida, Poales, Poaceae.